This is a messenger RNA of Vidua macroura (Pin-tailed whydah), 4709 nucleotides long. RefSeq names its product multiple inositol-polyphosphate phosphatase 1 (gene MINPP1). The record is from RefSeq and is a predicted model, not a curated record. The coding region runs from base 27 to 1388 and encodes 453 amino acids. The transcript is spliced from 5 exons. Gene Ontology annotation, molecular function: acid phosphatase activity; inositol phosphate phosphatase activity. Lineage: Eukaryota; Metazoa; Chordata; Aves; Passeriformes; Viduidae.
CCUGCGGCAGCCACGCAGUUGCGGCCAUGGCGCCUCGCCGGGAAGCCGGUCUGCUACUUCUGCUCCUCGUCCUGCCGCCGGCGAGCGCGGGGCUGAGCGCUUACUUCGGUACCAAGUCCCGCUACGAGGAGGUGAACCCGCACCUGGUGAGCGACCCGCUGUCGCUGGGUCCCGAGGCGGGCGGGUCGCUGCCCGCCUCCUGCACUCCGCUGCAGCUCCGCGCCGUGCUCCGGCACGGCACCCGCUACCCCACGGCCGGGCAGAUCCGCCGGCUGGGCGAGCUGCAUGCACGGCUGCUCCGCCAUGCCGCGGGAGCCGCCGCCUGCCCCGCCGCCGCCGCCCUGGCCGACUGGCCCAUGUGGUACGAGGAGAGCCUAGACGGGCGGCUGGCGCCGCAGGGCCAGCGCGACAUGGAGCAGCUGGCCCGGCGCAUGGCCGCCCGCUUCCCCGCGCUCUUCGCCGCCCGCCGCCGCCUGGCGCUGGCCAGCAGCUCCAAGCACCGCUGCCUGCAGAGCGGGGCCGCUUUCCGCCGCGGGCUCGGGCCCACCCUCGACUUCGGCGGCGACGAGGUGGAGAUUGAAGUUAACGACUUCCUCAUGCGGUUCUUUGAUCACUGCGCCAAGUUUGUAGCCCUGGUGGAGGAGAACGACAAGGCCAUGUGCCAGGUGACUGCCUUCAAAGAGGGGCCUGAGAUGAAGAAAGUCCUGGAGAAGGUGGCCAGUGCCUUGUGUUUGCCAGUGGAGGAACUAAAUGCAGAUCUUGUUCAAGUGGCUUUUCUCACCUGCUCAUACGAGCUGGCCAUAAAAAAUGUGACCUCCCCAUGGUGUUCACUCUUCAGUGAAGAAGAUGCCAAGGUGCUGGAAUACCUGAAUGACCUGAAGCAGUACUGGAAGAGAGGAUAUGGCUAUGACAUCAACAGUCGCUCCAGCUGUGUUUUAUUCCAAGAUAUCUUCCAGCACUUGGACAAAGCAGUGGAGGAGAGCAAAAGCGCCAAACCCAUUUCCUCACCUUUGAUUGUCCAAGUUGGGCACGCAGAGACCCUCCAGCCCCUGCUUGCCCUGAUGGGUUACUUCAAAGACGAUGAGCCUCUCCUGGCCAGCAACUACGCCCGGCAGGCGCAGCGGAAAUUCCGCACCGGCCGCAUUGUGCCUUACGCAGCCAACCUGGUGUUCGUGCUCUACCACUGCGACCAUGUGAACACCUCCCGGGAGGAGUACCAGGUGCAGCUGCUGCUCAACGAGAGGCUGCUGCCCUUCCGUCACUCCAACGAGACCACCUCCACCUACACGGAUCUCAAGGACUACUACAAGGACAUCCUGGAAAACUGCCACUUCAAAGAGGAGUGUGAAUUUCCCCAAGUCAACAUCACUGCUGUCGAUGAGCUGUGAGGGAAUGAAGUGGAGCUGCUGUUCUUCAAAUUGAUCUGGCUUCACUUCCACAGGUGUUGGGAACAAGCACUUUGGAUGAUUUGCUGCUGCUGUGUUGACUUUUUAAUCUUGCAGAUUUGGGGGGUUGUCUCAGCUCAGUGUACUGGUUCUUUGUUGCAUAAGUAGAGCUGCAUAAACAACUGCUGUCACAGGAAAGUUGUAACAAAGGUGUGAUGCAAGACACAAAUACCUGUGUGUUUAUAUUUGCAAAUAAGCUGAUUUCAUUGGUCACUGCUGUUAUGAAUGGGCCAUAGAUGGAUUUAAGAGCUGGGGCAGCUUCUAUUUUAUUGGAUCUGAAGGUGGUUGGACUGAUUCAGUGUUGCUUUCUGCUGCCUGUGUUUCUAGCUGCUGUUUUCCUGUGCCACGCAUGAAAUAUUUCAAACCUUUUUUUUAUCCUUUUCUCAAGCUUCUAGAAGGGAGAGGGUACAUAGUUCUUCUCCACAGCUGAACAACUUCUGCCUGGACAGCACCAUUUCUAUUUUGGGCAUUUUAAAGCAGGAGGAGUUCCUGCAUGCAUCACCUGCUUGAAAAGGGGCAAAGAAUUAAAAGUCUUAAGGUCAUCAUCAACCAAUCCUGCAUAGCAAGUUAGUCUCCAGGGUAAGUAAAUUAUCUUUAAAAAGCAGGGAAAAAAAGAAAUAAAAGUGAGGGAGUGGAGACUAGCCACUUUUCCUUUUAUAUGCUCUGGGAAAUGCAGCAGUUAUUUUCUAAAUCCUCUGGAGUGUCCUUUUACUAACGCCAUCUAUUUCUGGUGUUAUUUGGGCCAGGGCAUUCAGAUUAGGCUGUGCCAUGGCUCUGAAUCUCUUGGUCCUGGCCAGAUGCUGACAGUUUUUCUACCAGCUCUGGCUGGAAAGGACCUCUGAUGUCUCCAGCCUCCUGCUUGAAAUGGAAUUGUUGCUAACUCUAAAUUUGGGUUUUUGAACUGUAUAAAGAUUGGGCUGAGGAUUGACUUCUGUUAACUUUAAGGCACCAAAAAAGCUGCCACUUAUGUAGGCCUUACACAUUUGAUGUGCCACCUUGCUUUUGAAAUGCAGCUGGUUUUAAAGAGGUGAAUGGCAUAGAAGGACUGGUGAUAUUUUAAAGGAAGUGCACUUUAGGUAGGUUCCAUUAUGCCUGAAACAUGGGAGGCAUUUUAGAGCUCUGAAGUGUGACAGUAAAAGCAAAACUGAAGAUAGCUGAUGAGAAAUGUCUGAAUUAAGUCAGAAAAAUAUUCCUUUGUCAUGUGCAAGGGAAUGGCUGUUUGACCAAGUUGGCCCAAAGCAAAUGAGGAUAUGGAUUUAUGGUGCUGGUAGCUCUUGAAGUGUACUCUCACCAUCUAAUGAGCAUUCAGAGCUCACCCUGUAAAGUGGAGUUUAUUAUGCUGUGUUUCCUGGGCAGGAGGUGAAGACUGGGAAUAAGUGAUUACCACAGCAUAACCUGCAGCAGCUGAGGGUAUAAAUGUCUAUAGUGCACCUGAUAAGUCCUUUUUGUAGGCUCACCCCCAGACCUGGGAACUUAACUGCUACAAAAACAAAAAAGCCUAACUUCCAAGUUGAGAAGUUAUACUUGGUGUAUGUGGGUGUUAAAUUUUUUCUUUCCUGAGGACUCAGCCUUUGGUCACUUUUUUUCUUCUUAAUAUACCUUGUAUAAAAGCACUUCAUGUUUACAUACCUGUAAGUUAAUGAGCAAUUGAGCACCUGUUUUUUGCUGCUGCUCUCUGAGUUAAGGGCAUUUCCCUACCUGUGGUUGUUUGAUUAGUGCACCACUUGCUACAGAGAUCACUGAAGAUACUGAUUCAAGUAUUUCAGCACUUGCCUGUGUAAAAUCCACAGCUCUUUCUGAAGCUGGGGAAAUGGUUAGGGAGGAGCUCAGUGCUGCAACAGCCAGAGGAAUAUAGGUCAGGCUAAUUGUCAGCCCCUGCAUAUGACUACUGCUCAAUCACCUUUGCAUGUCUCCUUUUUCACAUGAUCCUACCUGGAGACUAAGUCAACUGAUGGAAAUGGUUGUGACAGAGCCCAGUUAAGAACUUUAUUGCAACAUUUGAGUCAGGCUAUAAAGAAAUGAGCCUUUGUUUAAAGGCAGUUAAGUUUGGAAAGAGCAGAUACAAGAGUGAGAAAAUCCACCUUUGAACAAAUAUUUUUUUUCUGUGAGUCAGUGAUGAUUCAUGAACAGAAGGGAUGAAAGCCUCACUAUGUGAGAUGAAUGGAGGAUUCUGUUGUCAGUUCAGCAAGACUGAUUUUAAGACAUCACAUUUGUUAAAAGAUACAUCCUUCUUCCUUAUGGAGGGAGGAAUACAUUGCACUUGACUGCUUUUUAACUGUGUGCCAGGUGAGGUGCAGGAACCAAAAAACUCCUGCUGUGGAGUACCCUUUGUGCAUUAGCAGGUUGAUUGUAUGUUUAAAUUCUGUGGGUGAUGCCUCAGAAGCUGUUCCCUGUUUCACCUUGGAGCCUGGGUCCCUCAUACCCCUAGUGUAACAGAUCUCUCUUCAGUGCCUGUCAGCAAUUAACUGGAGAGGAAAAUGUGCUACUGGGGCUCUGAUCUGUGUUUAGAGGAUGCUCUGACUCACUCCUUUGGCAGAAUUAGAGGCUCGGCGUGGAAAUUUUACACCAUUGUGGCACUAUGGAAGUGUUGGGACAUGUAAAUACUCCAGGCACUUACUCUGGUUCUUAGCACUGGAGGAGGUGACUUCGCUCUGAUCCUUUUGUCUAAUAAACAAAGACAUUUGUUUAGCUACUUAAAAAAACUAACUAAAAUGGAUCUAAAUACUUCUCCAAAAUUGUGCACUAGCUCAGUAUGCAGUGUUUGAUCAGGCUGCCACAUCUCCUGGCAGUGCAUGUUCCCACAUCCUGCAGAAGUCCUGCAAGACAAAUAAUGCUUUCUCCUCCUUCCUGUGGCUCUGGAGGCCUCAUCUCAGACAUCUGUCAAGGACUCUCUCUGCAACCUUCCUGAAACUGGAAGCUUUCACUGAUGGGAAAUACCAACAGUGCUCUUGUAUGCUGGCCUUCAAUAUGUGUGAAGUACAUUUUAAUUUGUGAAAUGGUUAAUCUUUCUGGCAAGUGAUUUUUUUUUUUUUUCUGUCUAUAAAGAGCUGCUGUUGUUCUGGUUAGCAUGGAGCUGUCAAAUGCAGAUUUGUAAUGAUCUGGUACUAACUGGAUGAAUUUGGAGCACUUGAAAUGUGGGGUUUUAGUGCUGUGAAAUAAAACUGCACACUUUCUUGAUCUGUUUUCUGAGCAGCAAUAAUGACAUGAUCUUUUGAAUCAUGGUUUUGUUUUUCUUCAAAAUACAAUUGAGAGGUUGCUGUUAAA